GAGCGGAAACGGCUACGGCUUCGCUAGGGACGCAUGCGCGGGUCCCUUAGUUUCGCGAGAUAACGGUCGAAAACGCGCUCCUGUCGAUUUCCGGUAGUGAAUCAGGCACCGGAGUGCAGGGUAGGGGGUGGAAUCCCUGGGCCGCUGGGCAAGCGGCGAGAUCUGGCCAGGGCCAGCGAGCCGAGGACAGCGGGCGCGCGGAGGGCCGGGCCGCAGCCCCGGCCGCUUGCAGGCCCCGCCAUGGACCCCUUCCUGGUGCUGCUGCACUCGGUGUCGUCCAGCCUGUCGAGCAGCGAGCUGACUGAGCUCAAGUUCCUAUGCCUCGGGCGCGUGGGCAAGCGCAAGCUGGAGCGCGUGCAGAGCGGCCUGGACCUCUUCUCCAUGCUGCUGGAGCAGAACGACCUGGAGCCCGGGCACACCGAGCUCCUGCGCGAGCUGCUCGCCUCCCUGCGGCGCCACGACCUGCUGCGGCGCGUCGACGACUUCGAGGCGGGGGCGGCGGCCGGGGCCGCGCCUGGGGAAGAAGACCUGUGUGCAGCAUUUAAUGUCAUAUGUGAUAAUGUGGGGAAAGACUGGAGAAGGCUGGCUCGUCAGCUCAAAGUCUCAGACACCAAGAUCGACAGCAUCGAGGACAGAUACCCCCGCAACCUGACAGAGCGUGUGCGGGAGUCACUGAGAAUCUGGAAGAACACAGAGAAGGAGAACGCAACAGUGGCCCACCUGGUGGGGGCUCUCAGGGCCUGCCAGAUGAACCUGGUGGCUGACCUGGUACAAGAGGUUCAGCAGGCCCGUGACCUCCAGAACAGGAGUGGGGCCAUGUCCCCGAUGUCAUGGAACUCAGACGCAUCUACCUCUGAAGCGUCCUGAUGGGCCGCUGCUUUGCCCUGAUGGACCACAGGCAUCUGCACAGCCUGGACUUUGGUUCUCUCCAGGAAGGUAGCCCAGCCCUGUGAAGACCCAGCAGGAAGCCAGGCUCAGUGAGCCACAGACCAGCUGCUUCUGAACUCAAGCUGCGUUUAUUAAUGCCUCUCCCGCACCAGGCCGGGCUUGGGCCCUGCACAGAUAUUUCCAUUUCUUCCUCACUAUCACACUGAGCAAGAUCCUGUUGUCUCCACUAAAUGAGCUCCUGCGGGACUAGUUGGAAAGUUGGAACCGUGUCCAGCACAGAAGGAAUCUGUGCAGUUGAGCUGUCACACUGUUACUCCACAGCGGAGGAGACCGGCUCAGAGGCCCAGGAACCAGAGCAAAGCAGAGAGGUGUGGGAGAACUGGGAUUUGAACCCCCGCCCUCCUUCACCAGAGCCCAUGCUCAACCACUGUGGUGUUCUGCUGCCCCCGCAGUUGGCAGAAAGGAUGUUUUGUCCCAUUUCCUUGGAGGCCACCGGGACAGACCUGGACACUAGGGUCAGGCGGGGUGCUGUGGUGGGGAGAGGCAUGGCUGGGGUGGGGGUGGGGAGACCUGGUUGGCCGUGGUCCAGCUCUUGGCCCCUGUGUGAGUUGAGUCUCCUCUCUGAGACUGCUAAGUAGGGGCAGUGAUGGUUGCCAGGACGAAUUGAGAUAAUAUCUGUGAGGUGCUGAUGAGUGAUUGACACACAGCACUCUCUAAAUCUUCCUUGUAAGGAUUAUGGGUCCUGCAAUUCUACAGUUUCUUACUGUUUUGUAUCAAAAUCACUAUCUUUCUGAUAACAGAAUUGCCAAGGCAGCGGGAUCUCGUAUCUUUAAAAAGCAGUCCUCUUGUUCCUAAGGUAAUCCUAUUAAAACACAGCUUUACAACUUCCAUAUUACAAAAAAUUUUCUAUUCCUGUUGGUGGUUCUUUCAUUUUGGAUAUGCUGGAUAUUCCCAGUACAGCCAGUUUGAGGAUCCCUGUCAAGGGCUCCAACCUGGGAGGGGGUGGCUGGAUCUCCUGACAGCUCGCUAGCUGCUCAUGAGCAGUGUCUGCCCUUAGCAAACAGUGGUCUGCUAGGGUAGCUUUUGCCGCUCUUAGAAUUUGCCUGCACCACCAACAGUAUCAGAAUCAAAGCCAAGUGGCUAUUCUCUGUCCCAGUUCACCAGCUAUGACCUUGGGAAAGUCCAGUGUGCCGUCCCAUAGGUGGGAUCUUAGCCAAGGCCGCAGGACACUGUCCCCAGUAAGCCGUGGACCCCAGCCUUUAAGCCCCUCCACACCUUCACCUGACGCUUCCAGGUGCCAGACUCCUUGCUAGGAGCAAAGGCCAUAGCAGUGAAUGGGACAGAAGUGUAGCCCUGCCCUGUUGGCCUCAGAAGCCUAGCAGAAACAAGCUUUAACCAGUUCAUCACUAGCUUGGGGUGCUGCCGUGGAGCUGAGCUGGUUGCUGUCCCAAAACAGCGUGGCCUGACCUACACACUGUACACCCCCGACCCAGCGCGUGCCUGCUCUCAAGGCGCAGGUCAGGGUGACUUCUAUAGAGAGCAGACACAUCGCCCCUCACUGUGCCUAAGUGUGAGCAGCUUGGCUUUGGGGAAGAGAUUUUCUUGGGGUGAGUGGGAAAGUAUCUUUUUUUUUUUUUUUUUGAGAUGGAGUCUCACUCUGUCGCCCAGGCUGGAGUACAGUGGCAUGAUCUCGGCUCACUGCGACUUCCACCUCCCAGGUUGAAAGGAUUCUCCUGCCUCAGCCUCCCAAGUAGCUGGGACUACAGAUGUGCACUACCAAGCCUGGCUAGUUUUUUGUAGUUUUAGUAGAGACAAGGUUUUACCAUCUUGGCCCGGCUGAUCUCAAACUCCUGACCUCAGGUGAUCCACCCGCUUCGGCCUCCCAAAGUGCUGGGAUUACAUAGGCGGGAGCCACCGCGCCCGGCCUUGGACAUGGAUUUCUUAAAGCAACUUGAAAAAACAAAUUCCAUGUUCAUUUUUUUACAAUCAGGUAGAAUUUGUGUUUCUGGAAAAGGUACACACAAAUCUUGGGCUUGCUUGAAAGCUGGAGGUAACAGCCGUCUCUUGCUCUCUGACUCCUUUUUCCCCUAAGACAGAAGAGGGAAGACAAGUCCAAACGUCCGUGCUUUGCGGGAGACUUCAGGGGAAUUUGAUCAAGCGUUUCCUGGAACAAAGGGUCAACCCUCUGGUCUUCAGGUUCCCGCAGCCUCCCAGCUGCCUGCCCUUCUGCCUUCUGUUACACAGUGCCCCCUCCACGCCACACUCACACUCGCUCCCAGAUUCUCACAGCCACCCCUCUCCAGGACUCACUCCCUGGUGCUCCUGAGACCACACCCCACACAAACUAUACUUGCUGAAGUCACAAUCUGCUGCAGCUUUUUUGUUCUACCUCAAUCUCUAGGGCAUCUGACACCUUCCGUGACCAUUCUCUCCAGGAGCUCUUCUCCCUCUCCGCUGUCCUCCUCUCAGGUCCCUCACACCCUCCCCCAGCCUCAGCCUCACCCCUCCUCUAGGGAGCACAGCCCUUUCUUAGCCUCACCCAUCCUAGGUCCCUGGUACCUGCCAGGUAUCUCUCUAGCCCAGAUCUUUCUCUUGCCCCAGACCCCAACUGCCUAGGGUCAGCCUCACAGUGGCUGCUAUAGCAAACUACCACGUAUUUACCACCUUAAGCGGCACAAGUUUAUCUUACGGUUCUGGAGGUCAGAGGUCCAAAAUGGCUCUCCCUGGUCUACAAAUCAGGUGUCAGCAAGCUGGUUCCUCCCAGAAGACCUAGAAGAGAAUCCGUGUCUUGCCUUUUGCAUCUUCUAGAGGCCGCCUGCAUUCUUUAACUCAUGGCCCCUCCCUCCAUCUUCAGGCCCACAGACGAGCAUCUUCCCAUCUCUCUGACUGAUUCUCCUGCCUCCCUCUUACAAAAACUCUUGUGACUACAUUGGGCCACCUGGAUAACCCAGGAUCCUCUUCCCAUCUCAACAUCAAUUUAAACACAUCUGCAGAAUUUCUUUGCCAGGUAAGGGAACAUAUUCACAGAUCCCAGGGAUUAGCACAUGGGCACUGUCAGAGUCAUGCAAGCCACCCCCCAAAUUCAGCCUCCCUGCAACCUGCGCCCCGUUCCGUGCCUGACACCACCAUCUAGUCAGUCGCCCAAGCCACAAACCCUCCUUCCUCUCCCCACUGUCACUCUCUUCCCUCAAUUAAAACUGGGCGCUAGGCCAGGUGCAGUGGCUGUCAUCUGUAAUCCCUGCACUUUGGGAGGCUGAGGUGGGAGGAUUACUUGAACCCAGGAGUUUGAGGCCAGCCUCGCCAACAUAAGGAAACCUCAUCUCUAAAAAAAAUAAAAAUAAAAAAAAUGUAGCUGGAUGUGGUUGUGUACACCUGUGCUCCCAGCUACUCGGGAGACUGAGGCAGGAGGAUUGCUUGAGCCCAGGAGGAUGAGGCUGCAGUGAGCCAUGAUCACACCACUGCAAUCCAGCCUGGGUAACAGAGCAAGACCCUGUCUCAAAAAAAAUAAAACUAAGCACCAAGUCCUAUACUUUGUAACUCACAAGUGUCUCUCCCAUCCACCUCUUCUGCUACCUGCCGCCACCCCCACUCCCAGUGGGGCCUCAGCCCUUUCCACUGGACAACCACAGUGAGUGACCUCGCAAUUCAUCUCCCGCCUCUGCCCCCCCUUCCACCCAUCCAGCCCAUCUCCCGUCAGC
Messenger RNA from Gorilla gorilla gorilla (western lowland gorilla), 4586 nucleotides. It is a transcript of the gene FADD, whose product is annotated as Fas associated via death domain. Gene Ontology annotation, biological process: positive regulation of innate immune response; extrinsic apoptotic signaling pathway; regulation of apoptotic process. Bases 241 to 867 code for a protein of 208 amino acids. The transcript is spliced from 2 exons. The record is from RefSeq and is a predicted model, not a curated record. NCBI's taxonomy places the organism in Eukaryota, Metazoa, Chordata, Mammalia, Primates, Hominidae. Gene Ontology annotation, molecular function: death receptor binding; caspase binding. Gene Ontology annotation, cellular component: CD95 death-inducing signaling complex.